CUACCUUCUCACCGAUUUUCAGAAAGCGAAAGAGACUUUGGUUAAUUCGUCAGUAAGGAAAUGGAGCUCUCCACAGUCAGUACCAUCACUCACGUCCCUUCUUCUAGCACCAGGCGCCACGUAUAUCUCUCCGGAAACGAUGUGCGUAGGAUCUCACUCCCUCGACAGGACAACGUUGCAUCUCUCCGUCUUCAAUCCCGCAAGUUGCGAUGUACGAGGAAGUUUCCAGGAGAAACAGUGUCUGAAGACACGUCAUCGGGAGUAAAUGACUUUGGUCUUGAGAAGAAGCCUGAAGUAGUUGCAGACAAAGAGGAUAACUUUACUAGUGAAGCUCAAGAUGCAGUCGAAGAGAGAAUCUUCACUAGUGAAGCUCAAUCUGAAAACGAGCAAGCUCAAGCCUCCUUAGAGUUCUUCAACGAUAUCAAGCUGGACUCAGACAACACGUAUUCGAUCCUGCUCUAUGGGUUUGGUGCGGUACUUGCUGUCUACUUGACUUCUGCAAUCGUUGGUUCUCUUGAAUCAGUUCCCCUGUUACCUAAGCUGAUGGAAGUGGUUGGUCUCGGAUACACACUCUGGUUCACUACACGUUAUUUACUCUUUAAGAGUAAUAGAGAAGAACUCAAGAUGAAGAUUAGUGACAUCAAGAAGCAAGUUCUUGGCUCUGAUAGUGAUUGAGUAGUUGGUCUUCUUUUUUUUUGUUGCGUGUGUAGAAUGGAAAAAAGAAAAACAUGUUUCCCUUCCCACUGAACUGUUCUUAGGAAAAAAAAAUAGUUGGUCGUUUUUUUGGUUCAGAGUGUUGAAGAACAUCUUUUGAUAUAUAGAAGAAUUUUUAGAAAAGGUUCCACUA
Molecule: messenger RNA, 847 nt
Organism: Raphanus sativus (radish)
Lineage: Eukaryota; Viridiplantae; Streptophyta; Magnoliopsida; Brassicales; Brassicaceae
Product: protein CURVATURE THYLAKOID 1D, chloroplastic-like
Exons: 5
Coding region: 61-675 (204 amino acids)
Cellular component (GO): thylakoid; chloroplast thylakoid membrane
Source: RefSeq, a predicted model, not a curated record